AUGAAGGCUCUCCUGUUACUGGUCCUACCUUGGCUAAGUCCUGCAAACUACAUAGACAAUGUGGGCAACCUGCACUUCUUGUACUCCGAGCUAUGUAAAGGAGCAUCCCACUAUGGCCUUACCAAGGAACGGAAGAGGCGUUCCCAGGACUGCUCUCCAGACCGUGGCUCCAGCUUGGCAGUGGCUGCCCUGGGCCCUGAGCUCUCAGCAGCUGCAGCCAUCGCCUUAAUGACAGAUGAGCCAGGGCUGGUGAACCCGGCCUUCAGCCCCACCUCAGAGGACAGCCAGCUGGGCAGCAGCCCCGGGGACCUGCACCGCAGCAACCGCAACCGGACUCGACACUUUGAACGUUCCACUAUAAGAAGCAGAUCUUUUAAAAAAAUAAACAAAGCGUUCAGCGUUCUUCGAAGGACAAAAAGUGGAAGUGCUGUUUCCAACCAGACUGACCGGGAAAGGGAGACUGUUGGAAACUCUGCUGCUGGAGAGGAAGGUUUUCCCAGGCUGUACCACCUGAUUCCAGAUGGGGAGAUUACCUGCAUUAAGAUCAGCCGCAGCGAUCCGCAUGAAAGUCUGGCCAUUAGGAUCGUGGGAGGCAGUGAGACCCCUUUGGUUCACAUUAUUAUACAGCAUAUUUAUCGAGAUGGGGUGAUUGCCAGAGAUGGAAGAUUGCUGCCUGGAGACAUGAUACUAAAGGUAAAUGGCAUGGACAUCAAAAAUGUGCCUCACAACUAUGCCCUGUCAAUCCUGAAGCAGCCGUGCCACGUGCUGCGACUGACGGUGCUGCGAGAGCAGAGGUACCGGUGCCGCAACAGCGGGCUUUCCCUCGAUGCUCACUGCAACCGGGACGACAGCUUCCAUGUAGUGCUGAACAAGAGCAGUCCGGACGAGCAGCUGGGCAUAAAGCUGGUCCGCAAGGCCGAUGAGCCAGGGGUGUUCAUUUUCAACCUGCUGGAGGGCGGCAUGGCGGCGCGGGACGGGCAGCUGCAGGAGAACGACCGCGUGCUGGCCAUCAACGGGCACGACCACCGCUACGGCAGCCCCGAGAGCGCAGCGCAGCUCAUACAGGCCAGCGAGAAGCAGGUUCACUUGGUGGUGUCGCGGCAGAGCCGGCAGCAGACCCCGGACCUCCUGCAGGAGACGGGCUGGGCUUCCAGCGGCUCCCAGCCCUGUCCGGCCGAGAGAAACCACCCCGGCAAGAACACCCUUCACACAGUCACCUGUCAUGAGAAGGUGGUGGCUGUCCGGAAAGAUCACAUGGAAUCCCUGGGAAUGACUGUGGCAGGUGGAGCAUCUAACCGGGAAUGGGAUUUGCCUAUCUAUGUGAUAAGUGUGGAACCUGGAGGAGUGAUCAGCAGAGACAGCAGGAUAAAAACAGGUGACAUCCUCCUGAACGUGAACGGCAUUGAUCUGACGGGAGUCAGCCGCAGUGAGGCCGUCGCCCUGCUGAAGAACACCAACUCCUCAGUGGUGCUCAAAGCCCUGGAGAUGAGAGCAUGUGAAGCCCAGGAGGAGCAGGGUCACCUCCCACCCACUGAGGACACCCAAGUGACUGCUGAGAGCAGUGAGUGGUCGCCGUCCUGGGUUAUGUGGCUGGGGCUGCCACGAUAUUUGUACAGCUGCAAAGAAAUUGUAUUACGAAGAAAUACAUCUGGAAGUCUUGGCUUCAGCAUCGUAGGAGGUUAUGAAGAACAUACUGGGAACAAACCAUUCUUUAUCAAAUCCAUUGUUGGGGGAACACCAGCAUAUAACGAUGGCAGAAUUAGAUGCGGUGACAUCCUCCUUGCUGUCAAUGGCAGGAACACAUCAGGAAUGAUGCAUGCCUGCUUGGCAAGGAUGCUCAAAGAACUAAAAGGAAAAAUUACUCUCACAAUUGUGUCCUGGCCUGGCACAUUUUUAUAAAACAAGUCUUCAUGGAGAGUGUGAUAAGUAUCUUAACAUGGGGAAAACAUUUUAAAAAAAAGGAACACCAGUCUUUGCUUUUUUGGGGAGUAAAGUAUGUAUUUAUAAAGAAAAGGUUUGUGAAAUUUCAACCUGCAUGUCAAGAAAAGUCAAGUUUAGGCAAAGCAGUGACACCCGUCAGAAAAAUCACUUCAGAGUGAUCCAAGCUACAGACUUAAGUCCUUCCUUCCCUGUGUUCUUAAGGGUUUUUUGUUGUUUUUUAUACAUACCUAUAUAUCUAUUUAAUGCGUUAUAAUAAUAAUAAUGGAAUUUAAGGAGCAACAGCUUCUGCUCACCCACUUUAUUUUGAUUUACAAAAAGAAAACCUUGAAUUACUAAUGGAAAUAUUUCUUGCAAUUUUUCUAGUUGCAAUAAUCAGGUGAAGGUUUUUAUCCAACACAUUAAUAGCACUUUGAUUAUGUGUACCUUUUCAUGGUCAGCAUGAAGCUGGUAUUUUCAAGACUUUCAAGUACUGUUUGUUAGUCUGUAAAACUGUGAAUGAAAUUUCUAAAAUUAUUAAAAAUAAUUGUAACUGUG
Agelaius phoeniceus (red-winged blackbird) is the source of this 2475-nucleotide messenger RNA. RefSeq names its product ligand of numb-protein X 1 (gene LNX1). Gene Ontology annotation, cellular component: cytoplasm. The record is from RefSeq and is a predicted model, not a curated record. NCBI's taxonomy places the organism in Eukaryota, Metazoa, Chordata, Aves, Passeriformes, Icteridae. Gene Ontology annotation, biological process: ubiquitin-dependent protein catabolic process. Gene Ontology annotation, molecular function: protein binding; ubiquitin-protein transferase activity; metal ion binding.